AUGGAGCAGAGUACCACCUUUGGCGGCAGCAGCGGUAGCCACAAACCUGCUGCGCCUGAGGCGAGCAGUGAAGCCAGUAGUAAAGUCAACGACGUUCAUCGUCAGUCUGCACACCGGCAACCCAGCGCUCAGACCGAAGUCCACAGUGACGACGGUCCUGAGGUCGAGGAGGUUCUGGACGACGAGUCUGAGACGAACAGUGGCCAAAGCGCAGAGCAUCCGCGAAAGAAGACACCAAAGGAUAGCCCGGCUUAUGUUGCGCCUAUUGGGGGCAUUCCAAAAAUCACUCCGAUCGAUUCUUUAGCAUCCAAUCCUCUGUCAACACCACCACCGGAGGACCAAUCUUCAGAUCCACCAAAGAAGCUGCCUAUACAUCAAAUUCCCAAAGAUCAUCUCGUGGGCAAAACUAUCGAUGAAUUCGGAGAUAUUUUGGAUGAUGAGGGCGCCGUCCUUGGCCGAGUCGAAGGUGAUUUGCCAUCUAUGGUUGGGCGGACGAUAUCGAACGCUCGAGGUGAUGUGCUUGGUGAUGAGGGCGAAUUGUUGGGUUACGUGGCUGAAGUAGAGACUGGAGAGGGCGAGCAGCAAGAGUCAAAACAACAACAUCCAACAUGGGAUUUGGCAGAAGUCAUGAAAGCCAUGGCUGCUGCUGGUCAGGGACCGGGCGGCUUGAGAGUCGACCCGUUCGGAAAUAUACUGGACGCGGAAGGCAAUGUCGUCGGUUCAUUCCAUGACAACAAGACUGGCUUUGGGAAGAAGACUCGCGAGGGUGGUAAUGGUAAAUCGGGUAGUGGCAAGGCUCGUUCAAAGCCAUCCAGCUCGAAACAGAAGCCUGAUGAGACCGGGCCGGAGGACCAGGCGGAGUCAUCGUCGGGGUCGCACCCACGCGAGAACGCCCAGAGCCACAGGAGGCAGCCUGAGGAGAGGAAGCCAAGCCCUUCAGACAUUUUCCUAGAUGUCAAGUCAACAACGGAGGGCAUUCAACUCACCAUACGCAUUCCAACGGUCUUCAACAGCAGCGGGCAGCCAGCCCAGCCCAAAAUUGUGUUCUCGUAA
Messenger RNA from Diaporthe amygdali, 1053 nucleotides. RefSeq lists its product as uncharacterized. Lineage: Eukaryota; Fungi; Ascomycota; Sordariomycetes; Diaporthales; Diaporthaceae. The coding region runs from base 1 to 1053 and encodes 350 amino acids. The record is from RefSeq and is a predicted model, not a curated record. The transcript has a single exon.